GAAGAAGAAAACGACCGAGAGGCGAGAGAAAAAAAAAAUGACAGGGCGCGCAAAAAGAAAAUCCAAAGGCAUUCAGGAGUCAGGCACAGACAACGGAGAGGUGAAGAAAGCCCGGCCUGAUGGACCUGUGUCUCUGUCCAAAGUGAAUAAAGAGCAGCGCAACGAGUUGGUGCAGCUCUACGGCUUCACCAUGCCAGAAGAUUUGUACCACUUCUGGGAUUUCUGCCAAGAGCUUUGUCCUGACGACCCUCGUGGAGCGCUGAAAGACACCCUGGGCUUGCAGCUCGUUGGGCCUUUUGACCUUCUGGCAGGAGCUCACAGAAACUCCAAGAAUCCUCAGCCGAACUUCCACCUUCACUGGAGGUUUUUCUACGACCCCCCCGAGUUUCAGACUAUACUCAAAGGGAGUGAGGACAGCCAACAUCACAUGGGCUACUACAGGGACACUCCUGACUCGCUUCCUUCAUUUGUUGGAGAAAAUGAAGCAAAGCAGGGCUGUGUGAUUACACAGAUGGGUGAUAACGUCUUCGCUGCUGUCUACCUGUACCUGCUGAGGAAGAAGAAGGAAAGGAGCAGUGAAGGAGCAGAGAGAGACGCUCGGGAAAGCUUGGAGGCAAAGCUUCGAGAGAAAGCUGAUCGUCUGGGCUUUUCUUUGGAGCAGAAGACCAAAGCCAUGAAGCAGCGGGACAAGAAGGUGGUCACCAAGACGUUCCAUGGUUCUGGUAUCGUCGUACCAGUUGAUAAGAACGAUGUAGGAUACAGAGAACUACCAGAAACAGAUGCUGGUCUCCGGAAGAUCUGUAAAGCCAUCGCCGAAGCACGGAGUGAUGAAGAGCGCGUCAAAGCCUUUGGCCCGAUUCAGGAGAUGAUCACGUUUGUUCAGUUUGCUAAUGACGAGUGCGACUAUGGAAUGGGCUACGAGCUAGCAAUAGAUCUCUUCUGCUAUGGAUCCCACUACUUUCACAAGGUGAUCAAGCAGCUCCUGCCCAUGGCCUACAGCUUGCUGAAAAGAAGUUUGUUUGGAGAUAUUUUGGGGGCCCACCUCUCGUGUCGCAGCCAUGACAACCUGGACCAACUCUCUGCGCACUAAAAGAAAAACACUGAAGUCUCAGUUCUGGUUCUUAUAAGCUUUCCCACCCGUGUCUUUGAUUUCUGUCGUUUGUCUCCAUUGUUGUUUUUGUUGCUGCUGUCAUUCUGGAACCGUCUCAGCGGCUUGUUGUUUGUAAAAG
Nematolebias whitei (Rio pearlfish) is the source of this 1229-nucleotide messenger RNA. Its product is annotated as histone PARylation factor 1. NCBI's taxonomy places the organism in Eukaryota, Metazoa, Chordata, Actinopteri, Cyprinodontiformes, Rivulidae. The coding region runs from base 38 to 1090 and encodes 350 amino acids. Gene Ontology annotation, biological process: DNA damage response; regulation of protein ADP-ribosylation. The record is from RefSeq and is a predicted model, not a curated record. Gene Ontology annotation, molecular function: histone binding; poly-ADP-D-ribose binding. Gene Ontology annotation, cellular component: nucleus. The transcript has 8 exons.